Dufourea novaeangliae is the source of this 4392-nucleotide messenger RNA. It is a transcript of the gene Sf3b1, whose product is annotated as splicing factor 3B subunit 1. The coding region runs from base 208 to 4158 and encodes 1316 amino acids. Gene Ontology annotation, molecular function: mRNA binding. Lineage: Eukaryota; Metazoa; Arthropoda; Insecta; Hymenoptera; Halictidae. The record is from RefSeq and is a predicted model, not a curated record. Gene Ontology annotation, biological process: spliceosomal complex assembly. Gene Ontology annotation, cellular component: U12-type spliceosomal complex; U2 snRNP; catalytic step 2 spliceosome. The transcript has 17 exons.
ACCAAUGUAAAAAUUGGUGCGGAACGAAAUUCGGUCCUCUGCUAUUAUUUUCACGUUUGAUCGAAUGUAUUGUGCACGUAUUGCAAUUUUGUUAUGAUCUAAAGACGAAAAGUGUCCUCGAAUAUUCGAAAUAGAAUUAAGUGAACAUUCUCAAGGAAUUCUCGGUAGUGACCCGAGUAACCUACUGUUAGGUUUCAACGCCGCACAAUGGAUUCCAUUCCGAGAACACACGAAGAUAUCGAAGCGCAAAUAAGAGAGAUACAAUCAAAGAAGAAAGAGAUACAAAAUGCUUCAGCAGAGAAGGAUCAAGUGGGUUUAGGAAAAACUGGUUUUUAUGAUCAAGACAUCUAUGACGGAAGUAAUAAUAAAUAUGAAGGGUAUGUCACAUCAAUUGCAGCCAACGAUGAAAUUGAGGAUGAAGACUAUGAACCUACCACAUUUAGCACUAAUAAGAGACCAGGUUAUAAUGCACCAGCAGCAUUGCUCAAUGAUGUUGCUCAGAGUGAAAAAGAUUACGAUCCAUUUGCGGAUAGACGACGACCCACCAUAGCAGAUAGGGAAGAUGAAUAUAGACAAAAGAGGAGAAGAAUGAUAAUAUCUCCCGAACGUGUUGAUCCGUUUGCAGAAGGUGGUAAGACUCCAGACAUCGGUUCGAGAACGUACACAGAGAUUAUGCGGGAACAGUUACUCAAAGGAGAAGAAACAGAGUUAAGAAAGAAAUUGGCAGAGAAAGCGAAAGAGGGAACGUUAAAAGCAAACGGUGAACCGAAACCGGCACCGAAAAAGAGAGGUCGUUGGGAUCAAACGGACGAUGCUCCGACACCUAAGAAAGCAUCUGGCGCCACUGCAACACCAACGUCCUGGGAUAACGCAGACGUGACACCGGCUGCAAUCAGAUGGGACGAAACACCUGGUCACGGUAAAGGCGGAGAAACUCCUGGUGCAACACCAGGCGUAAGUACUCGAAUGUGGGAUGCUACACCAGGACACGCAACGCCUGGUGCAGCCACUCCCGGUAGAGAAACGCCGUCUCAUGAGAAAACAGUUUCGAGCCGUAGAAAUCGUUGGGAUGAAACACCGAAAACUGAACGCGAGACACCUGGGCACAGUAGCGGUUGGGCCGAGACACCGAGAACCGAUCGUGUGGCGGGUGAUUUGAUUCAGGAAACCCCUACACCGUCCGCUAGUAAACGACGAAGUCGAUGGGACGAAACGCCGUCGAAUCAAACGCCUGGAUCGAUGACACCGCAAACUCCAGCAACACCUCUUACAACGCCCCAUCAGACCUCGAUUUUAACACCCAGCGGAGUGACGCCAACGGGUCCGAAAGCGAUGGGACUGGCUACGCCAACGCCCGGCCAUUUAAUGUCUAUGACACCGGAACAGCUUCAGGCGUAUCGUUGGGAACGUGAAAUCGACGAGAGAAACAGACCCCUUUCGGACGAUGAAUUGGAUGCCCUGUUUCCACCUGGAUACAAAGUUCUGCAGCCACCGGCGGGUUACAUUCCGAUACGUACACCCGCGAGGAAGCUCACCGCGACGCCCACUCCGAUAGCCGGCACUCCCCAAGGGUUCUUCAUUCAAACGGAGGACAAGACUGCGAAAUUCGUAGACAAUCAACCGAAGGGAAAUCUUCCUUUCAUGAAGCCGGAGGACGCACAGUAUUUCGAUAAAUUGCUGGUCGACGUGGACGAGGAGACGCUUAGCCCCGAGGAACAGAAAGAGAGGAAGAUCAUGAAGCUACUUUUGAAAAUUAAAAAUGGCACACCACCGAUGAGAAAGGCGGCUUUAAGACAGAUCACUGACAAGGCAAGGGAAUUCGGCGCCGGACCGUUAUUUAAUCAAAUACUUCCCCUUCUAAUGUCUCCUACGCUGGAAGAUCAAGAACGGCAUCUUCUGGUGAAGGUCAUUGACCGUAUUCUGUAUAAAUUGGAUGACUUGGUCAGGCCUUAUGUACAUAAAAUUUUGGUCGUAAUCGAACCUCUGCUUAUCGACGAAGAUUACUAUGCUCGUGUAGAGGGUCGAGAAAUAAUAUCGAAUCUGGCGAAAGCCGCCGGAUUAGCGACGAUGAUCUCUACAAUGAGACCGGAUAUCGACAAUAUCGACGAGUACGUACGUAACACGACAGCAAGAGCGUUCGCUGUUGUGGCUUCAGCGUUGGGCAUCCCCUCGUUACUCCCGUUCCUAAAGGCCGUAUGCCGUAGUAAAAAAUCAUGGCAAGCUCGUCACACGGGUAUCAAAAUAGUCCAACAAAUCGCUAUUCUGAUGGGAUGUGCCAUACUGCCGCAUCUGAAGAGUUUAGUCGAAAUUAUAGAACACGGUUUAGUCGACGAGCAACAAAAAGUUCGUACUAUUACUGCUCUGGCUAUUGCUGCGUUGGCUGAAGCAGCGACGCCAUAUGGUAUCGAAAGCUUUGAUUCUGUUUUGAAACCACUGUGGAAAGGUAUUCGCACGCAUAGAGGGAAAGGUCUAGCUGCGUUCUUGAAAGCCAUCGGGUAUUUAAUUCCUCUUAUGGACGCCGAAUAUGCGAAUUACUAUACUCGUGAAGUGAUGUUGAUUCUUAUACGUGAGUUUCAGUCUCCUGACGAAGAAAUGAAGAAGAUUGUUUUGAAGGUAGUGAAACAAUGUUGUGGAACAGAUGGUGUGGAAGCACAAUACAUCAAGGAUGAAAUCCUUCCGCAUUUCUUCAAGCAUUUCUGGAAUCAUCGUAUGGCGUUGGAUCGUAGGAAUUACAGACAGCUCGUGGACACGACAGUGGAAAUCGCAAACAAAGUCGGUGCUUCGGAGAUCAUAAACCGUGUGGUGGACGAUUUAAAAGACGAAAAUGAACAAUAUAGGAAGAUGGUUAUGGAAACCAUUGAAAAAAUAAUGGGCAAUUUGGGGGCAGCGGAUGUUGACUCCCGUUUGGAAGAACAGCUCAUAGACGGUAUACUAUAUGCGUUCCAGGAACAGACAACAGAGGACGUUGUUAUGCUUAAUGGUUUCGGUACCAUUGUGAACACAUUAGGGAAAAGGGUGAAAGCGUAUCUGCCACAAAUAUGCGGUACAAUAUUGUGGAGAUUGAACAAUAAAUCGGCCAAAGUAAGACAACAAGCUGCUGAUUUGAUUUCACGUAUUGCAGUGGUCAUGAAGACUUGCCAGGAGGAGAAACUGAUGGGUCACUUGGGCGUUGUUCUCUAUGAAUAUUUAGGAGAAGAAUACCCCGAAGUAUUAGGUAGCAUUUUGGGUGCAUUGAAAGCUAUUGUUAAUGUUAUAGGAAUGACAAAAAUGACCCCACCGAUUAAAGAUUUGCUGCCGCGACUUACUCCUAUAUUGAAAAACAGACACGAGAAGGUACAAGAAAACUGUAUUGACCUAGUAGGUAGAAUCGCGGAUAGAGGGCCUGAAUAUGUAUCUGCCAGGGAAUGGAUGAGAAUAUGUUUCGAACUUUUGGAACUGCUGAAAGCUCACAAGAAAGCAAUUAGGAGAGCCACAGUCAACACCUUUGGCUACAUUGCAAAAGCGAUAGGACCUCACGAUGUGUUAGCAACUUUGUUAAACAAUUUAAAAGUACAAGAACGUCAGAAUCGUGUAUGUACUACAGUAGCGAUAGCUAUUGUUGCCGAAACCUGUAGUCCAUUCACGGUGCUUCCUGCGCUAAUGAAUGAAUAUAGAGUACCAGAAUUAAACGUGCAGAACGGUGUACUAAAGUCUUUAUCCUUCUUAUUUGAGUACAUUGGGGAAAUGGGCAAGGAUUACAUAUAUGCUGUUAGUCCGUUGUUAGAAGACGCGCUAAUGGACAGAGAUUUAGUACACAGGCAGACAGCCUGUGCCGCGAUUAAACAUAUGGCACUGGGUGUUUAUGGAUUCGGGUGUGAAGAUGCAUUGAUACAUUUACUGAAUCAUGUAUGGCCAAAUGUUUUUGAAACAUCGCCACAUUUAGUACAAGCAUUUAUGGAUGCUGUGGAUGGUUUACGUGUCGCUCUUGGACCAAUUAAAAUAUUGCAAUACACUUUACAGGGAUUAUUCCAUCCAGCACGAAAAGUACGUGAUGUAUAUUGGAAAAUUUAUAAUUCUCUUUAUAUAGGUGGACAGGAUGCUCUCGUAGCUGGUUAUCCUCGUAUCAUGAAUGAUCCAAAGAAUCAGUAUAUUAGAUACGAACUAGACUAUGUUUUGUAAUAAUUUAAUUAUAUGUAAAAGAUAUGUAUCAUACAUUUAUAUAAUCUACACGACAGGAUUAGCAUAAUUCGCUUAUUAUUGUUUACAAACAUCAGCUGAAUAGUUGUAUAUUACGUGACACAUGAAAUAGACGCUACGGUAGAUCUUUGAAUCUAUUUAUUUCUUUGACUUCUUUAAACAAGUUGUACGUAAAUCUUGUUCAAUUAAAAAUUAAAUCUAAUUACAGACUUACUU